AUGAAUUAUCGAAAAUUAAAAGUACAGGAAGUGGGAACAGAUACUUAUAUUGACUACGAAGCGAAUUAUCAACGAGUACCAUGUGCAUGCGCAUAUCAUCCAAGCCAUGAUGUUUGUGCAGUCAGCUAUGAUAAUGGCAAAAUUCGUCUGUAUUCAACUUAUAAUGACACUCUAGAAUUAAUCAAAGAAUUUACUUGCCAUUCCCAGUGUAUAUUUGCGAUUGCUUGGAUAAGCGAUCGAUUAUUAUGUGCAACAUCAGGCGAUCAAACAACAGUAAUUUAUGAUAUUGAGACAGGUGCUGAAAUCGAUUUAUUACGUGGCCAUACAAUGAGUGUUCGAAGUGUUAGUAAAUUACACUACAGCACAUAUGUAUUAGCAACAGGCGGACGAGAUUCCAUCAUUAAUAUUUAUGAUCGUCGUUAUACAAAAAAACAGGGAGCUUUGUAUCCAAUCAGCUCCAUCGUUUGUGCUCACAUAAGUUCAACAGCGUUACAAAAAUCAGCACGAAAAGAUACGCGCAGUGUAACUGCGGUAGAAUUUCAAGAUGAACACAAUUUAUACUCAUGUGCAUGUGCUGAUAGUGCACUUAAAGUAUGGGACUUACGGUAUACUUAUUCACGGUUAAACAUAAAUCAUAUGCCUAAACCGAAGCGUAUGUUUUGCGUACCGAUUGAUGAUGUCAAGUUAAUCAAUCGGCUAGCUGGCUUUUCUGAUAUGAAGAUGGAUUCCAAUCGAACGACCCUUUUUGCCAAUUGUACAAAUAGUAAAAUUUAUCAAUUCGAUCUACAUGAAAGUGCUUAUUCGACGACGACUACACCCAAAAUUUCUUCUUAUAAUGGCCAUCGUGUGGGAUCUUUUAACAUAAAAAUAGCAAUUAGUCCACAUGAUCAACUUUUAUUAACAGGAUCUAGCGAUUUUAAUUCAUACCUUUAUCGAAUCAACCAACCAUCCAUCGAGCCAAUGAAAAUUGAACACAAUUUCGAAGAAGUAACAGCCGUUGCUUACCAUCCAACUAAUCCAUUCUCGUUUAUUACAUGUUCGGAUGAUUUUCAAGUUCGUCUUUGGUCAUUAUCCGUCGAUAAUGAAAUGUCCACAUCAACAUGUUCGUCAUCAUCAAAGAAUCUCUCGCAAAAUAUUGUAACACUUCUCCGACAUCGUCAGUAUGGUUUCGCGACCCGAAAAGCUCUUCUUUCAUCAGUUUUUCAUACGGUUUCACCUCUCGUACGUUCCCUAUCAACAAUCUCACGACGAAAAUCUUCUUUAUCAAAUCUACCUGUCUGCAAAACUAAAAGCAUUGGUAGUCGAAAACGAACCGUCUCAGAAAACGACGAAAACCGUCGUGACUAUACUGACGAACAAACUUGCAAACGUUUAUGUCGAUCAUCCGAAUGGAUUUUUGGUGAUUCUCAAUUGACGCUUUUCAAAUCUAUAUCUACCAUUGACAAUCGUACAUCGAUUAUCACUGAACAACCACCAACAUAUCUAUUGUCGAAAUCAGAAGAAUACUUAUCAAACAAUACCAAUCGACGCUAUUCAUCUGACAAACAACAAACACUCGACACACUUUCAACUCUUGUUCUUUCUCAGUAA
Molecule: messenger RNA, 1590 nt
Organism: Adineta ricciae
Lineage: Eukaryota; Metazoa; Rotifera; Eurotatoria; Adinetida; Adinetidae
Source: the annotation of a GenBank genome assembly